This is a messenger RNA of Hypoxylon fragiforme, 1457 nucleotides long. RefSeq names its product NAD(P)-binding protein. Lineage: Eukaryota; Fungi; Ascomycota; Sordariomycetes; Xylariales; Hypoxylaceae. The coding region runs from base 285 to 1298 and encodes 337 amino acids. The record is from RefSeq and is a predicted model, not a curated record. The transcript is spliced from 4 exons.
AGGGAUAUGGGACCUAGAUGGCGUCACUCGAAACGUUGUUUGUAAUUUGUCAUACAAUAUUGAAUGGAGUCGACCUACCUAAGGUAAAGGUAGGUACCUAGGUAGAUAUCAAGGUAUCUUAUGCCUUCAAUAUUCAUAGCUUCUACAGCCUACUGUGAUAUAUAAAGUGCCUCUUAUAUCCCCUCAAUAAUUGAUUUGUUUUCUGCUAAACAAACAAAUCAUUCUACCUUAUACCACCAAUUCCACCCUGAUCACUUAUACAACACUCGACCAAUAAUCGCAAAAUGGCUCCCAAGAUCUUCCUUACUGGUGCAACUGGUUAUAUCGGCGGCGAUGCCCUCUACUCGCUAAACAAAGCCCACCCGGAGUACGAGUACACUCUACUCAUCCGGAAUGAGGAGCGCGGAAAACCAGUCGCCGCCGCCUACCCCAAUGCCCGCUUAGUCUACGGCACACUCGAUGACACCGACGUUAUUGAGAAAGAAGCCGCCGCAGCGGAUGUUGUAGUUCACACAGCUGACUCGGCGGAUAACGUCCCGUCCGCAAAGGCCAUCGCCAAAGGUCUUGCGGCGGGGCACUCGGCCGAAAAGCCGGGCUACUGGAUCCACCUCUGCGGAACGGGCAUCCUGACCUGGUACGAUGCGGACCACAAGCGGUACGGGCAGGCCCCUUUGCCAGAGCAGCGAUACCACGACAUCGACGACAUCGAGCGCAUCGUCUCGCUGCCUGACAGCGCCAUCCACCGGAACGUGGACAAGAUCGUGCUCGGCGCGAACACAGCGUCGCCCGCCGUGAAGACGCUCAUCGUCGGACCCCCCACCAUCUACGGCACCGGCCGUGGGCCCGCCAACCAGCGCAGCAUCCAGGUACCAGGGCUCAUCGAGUACACCCUGACGAACGGGCACGCGCCCAUCCAGGCCCCGGGCCUAACCGAGUGGGACAACGUGCACAUCCACGACCUCGGCGCCUUCUUCGUCCUCGCCGUCGAGGCCGCGCUCGACCCCGCCAAGAACAGCAACCCCGAGAUCUUCGGGCCAACCGCCUACUUCUUCCUCGAGAGCGGCGUGCACAAGUGGAGCGACGUCGCGCGCUGGGUCGCCGACGAGGCCGCCCGGCAGGGGCUCAUCCCCAAGCCUGCCACCAAGGAAGUCGACGCCCCGCGCUACGGCGCCAACUCCAAGAGCGUCGCCGCGAGGGCGAGGAAGUAUCUUGGCUGGGCGCCCAAGAGCCCCAGUCUGAAGGAUGAGACUGAGGCGGCGGUGGCGUUUGAGGCGAAGAGGUUGGGACUAAAAGCUUGAAAGUCGAAUUCGAUUAGGAGCUCGGAGGAGAGGUUUUUAAGUUGGCUUGCUGCUGGUUUCGCUUUACGAUGUUUUCAAGUUAGGUAGGUAGUUGUCAUGCCAAUUAUUGGUAGGUUAGGUACCUAGCUAAUCUAUCAUUCACGCCCAUGACAUGAAUAU